Molecule: messenger RNA, 1094 nt
Organism: Magnolia sinica
Lineage: Eukaryota; Viridiplantae; Streptophyta; Magnoliopsida; Magnoliales; Magnoliaceae
Product: serine/arginine-rich splicing factor RSZ21A-like
Exons: 6
Coding region: 153-707 (184 amino acids)
Biological process (GO): mRNA splicing, via spliceosome
Cellular component (GO): nuclear speck
Molecular function (GO): RNA binding; zinc ion binding
Source: RefSeq, a predicted model, not a curated record
UAGUUUUCUGUGAGAUUCCCUAUAAAUAUCUCUGUGAGAAAGAAAGGCCGCUAGGGUUUCGCUGCUCCUGAAAUUUUCCCUUUCUCGCCUCCUGUCUUCAACCGAAGGAUCUCUUUUCUCCGAUCUCUCAGGGCCUGGUAUCUUUACUAGCCAUGUCUCGUGUCUACGUCGGGAAUUUGGAUCCCAGAGUAACUGAACGAGAACUUGAAGAUGAGUUUCGUGUUUAUGGGGUUUUGCGAAGUGUAUGGGUUGCUCGGAAACCGCCAGGCUAUGCCUUCAUUGACUUUGAUGACCGCAGAGAUGCUCUAGAUGCAAUUCGUGAAUUGGAUGGUAAGAAUGGGUGGAGAGUGGAGCUCUCUCAUAACUCUAAAGGUGGGGGUGGUGGCCGGGGGGGUGGCCGUGGUGGAGGCCGUGAUCGUUCGGGAGGAGGCUCUGAUAUGAAAUGUUACGAGUGUGGUGAGCCAGGUCAUUUUGCCCGAGAAUGCCGCCUGCGAAUUGGUUCUGGUGGAUUGGGCAGUGGAAGACGCCGUAGCCGCACCCCUCCAAGUAGAUAUCGCAGAAGUCCAAGCUAUGGUCGAAGGAGUUACAGUCCUCGUGAUCGUUCUCCACGGCGCCGAAGCGUGUCACCAGCUCCUCGUGGUCGCAGCUAUAGCAAGUCGCCUUCAUAUCACCGCGGGCGCGAGGAAUCACCAUAUGCUAAUGGGUAAGCUGUAAAUCCUGCUGCUGCUGCUGUUAGAGACCGCCGCAGGAGCAGGAGCUGAACAAUGGCAGUGCUGGAGACUAGUCUGUAUUGAGAGUAACAUGGGUUUAGAAAUCUGGAGUCGGUAACAUGGGCUUCAUUGGAACAGUGUGUUUUAAUUUGCGACACGCACAGCCUCGACUGCUCAGAUUUGGAUAAGUUUCUUUCCUGCUUUUUAUUACAUUUGAUCUUUUAGUUUCUAUCGAUACAUUUCAAAUUGCAGUUUCUUUAUAUAGAAGGGUCUUAAGGAAAAUGAUGAGGGUAGAAUAUUCACUGAGAUAUGUACCUUUUUUUUGUGUGUUUGAGGAGGCGUGGUUCUGCUUAAACGACUCGGUAGAGAACUUUGCUGCUUCAA